CACGAAGGGGGAGUCGUUUUCCGGCGAGGAAAAUGGCGUCGGCCAUGCUCCUGAUUAUGCUUCCGCGGUGGUCGGCGGCCCGGGGACGGCUCCGAAACUGCUGGCAGCGACUACAGCAGAAGCUUCAGCAGAGCUGGCCAGGGUUUCCCAGCUCCCCGUGGGGACCAGCAUUAGCAGUCCAGGGUCCAGCCAUAUUUAUAGAGCCAGCAAAUGAUACUAGUGGAAGUAAGGAGAAUUCCAGCCUUUUGGAUAAUAUCUUUUGGAUGGCAGCUCCCAAAAACAGACGCAGCAUUGAAGUUAACCAAUGUAGGAGAAGAAACCCUCAGAAACUUAUUAAAGUUAAGAACAAUAUAGACAUUUGUCCUGAAUGUGGUCAUCUGAAACAGAAACAUGUCCUUUGUGGCUAUUGCUAUGAGAAGGUGUGCAAGGAGACUGCAGAAAUCAGACGACAGAUAGGGAAACAAGAAGGGGGCCCUUUUAAGGCUCCCACCGUAGAGACUUUGGUACUGUACACAGGAGAGACACCGUCUGAACAAAAUCAAGGCAAGAGGAUCAUUGAACGAGACAGAAAGCGACCCUCCUGGUUCACCCAGAAUUGACACUAAAGAUGUUAAAAGAGGACAACUUCACAGUAGAACAUUUCUGAAGAGAGGAAGAUUCUUUGUUUUUAAUUUGUUGGACUUUAAAAAAAAAUCAUCGAUAUAGUAUAGAGCUUUCUUUAUAAGUAGUUUUGUGUGGAGUAAUUUGAGGAAUAUGUUAUGAGUAAACUCUGAAAAUAUUUAUGUAAAGAUUCAGUGGAUUAAUAUGUCUGUUUCUAUUACAUAUAAGGUUUUAAAUAAACAAAUAUCCAGAACAAAAAUAAAAGAAAAAAUUUUUUAAAUUGGAGCAA
Molecule: messenger RNA, 889 nt
Organism: Carlito syrichta (Philippine tarsier)
Lineage: Eukaryota; Metazoa; Chordata; Mammalia; Primates; Tarsiidae
Gene: MRPL32
Product: mitochondrial ribosomal protein L32
Exons: 3
Coding region: 33-599 (188 amino acids)
Biological process (GO): translation
Cellular component (GO): mitochondrial large ribosomal subunit
Molecular function (GO): structural constituent of ribosome
Source: RefSeq, a predicted model, not a curated record